CUAGGCCUAUUGUAAUAAAAAAUUUUGCUCUAUUUCGACAAGUAAUUAAUUUAAACAUGGAAGAGUUUACCGAAGGAAUGAUUGUUAGGAUAUUUUGCAAAGAUUUUCUGACAUACAAUGAAACCGGUGUAGAAUGUUAUCCUUGUGCAAAACUGAAUAUGAUUGUUGGGCCUAAUGGUACAGGGAAGUCCUCCUUGGUCAAUGCAAUUGUCCUCGGACUCGGAGGGAAAACGAGUAUCAUUGGCAGAGCAAAACAGCUAUCCGCGUACGUGAGGAGAGGAUGUCAAAAAGCAAAGAUCGAAAUAGAACUUUACAGUGAACCUUCAAACUACGUCAUUGGAAGAGAGUUUAACAUUGACAAUAAAACUACUUGGUUUAUCAAUGGCCAAGUAGUCCCAUUUAAAGAGGUGGAAAAAAUUAUAAAACAAAUGAACAUACAAGUAGACAAUCUUUGCCAGUUCCUACCUCAAGACAGGGUUCAAGACUUUUCCAAGAUGGAUUCAAAACAGUUGUUGGAAAAUACACUGAAAACUGUUGGUUCCAAAGAAAUCGUUGACCUGCAUGACAAUUUGAAAGACUUGAGGAACCAAGAAACUAACUUGGCCUCGAAAACCAAGUUACUGAGACAAAAUCUUGAAUCUGAGAAGAAAAAGAUUAGUAGGUUGGAAAAUGAAGUGAAAGCAAUUAUGGAACGACAAGAAAUGAUGAAAAAGGUUGCGAUUUUAGAGAAGAAGAAAGCUUGGUUGGAUGUGAGUGAAAAAGAAGAAUCCAAGAAAAGGGUACAAGAAGACAGGAAGAAGAUUUUAGGUAUCAAGAAAGAAGCGGAAGAAAGCUUGGCGCCAUUUGAACGAGAAAUUGAAAGAGUCAAAGACAACAUAAAAACAGUCGAAAGAGAGAUUCAAAAAGAGAUCAAACUGAGUGGAGACGGAAUGGCAGCCGGCAGAAACAUUCUGGGUGUGAUAGAGGAAGGUGAAGACAAGAUGAGAAGUAUUGAGAACCAAUUGAAAGAUAAACUAGAAGCAGCAAAGAAACGGAGCGAGAAAAUCAGCAGCUUGGAGGAGGAGAUAAGAAACUUGGAGACUGUUAUUCAGCCUGAGAAAGAGUCGAGGCUACAGCAGCAAGUGUCAGGCAUGCAGCCACAGUUGGCCACUAAGAGUGAGGAGCUGCUGAGAGCGCAGAGGCAGGCUCGAGAAGUUGAACAAAACAUAAGUGAAGUCACUAGGACAAAAAAUAGAAUAGAGGGAGCGCUGCAGAGAGAAGAGUCGGCGGCCAAUAAAAAGCUAGAAGUCCUGAAGCAGAGAUUCCCGGCCACAUAUCAAGCCUACCAGUGGCUAGAGGACAACCGAGACAAGUUCAGGAAACACAUCUACGGACCAAUCAUGUUAGAGAUUAACUGCGAACAAGACGCGGCCAAGUUUGUAGAGUUCUCCAUACCCCACAGAGAAAUGGUUAUGUUUGUGUGCGAAGACAAGAAUGAUAUGAAUCAGUUGCUCAAGACAGUCAGAGAUGGUAUGAGACUUAGCAUCAACGCAGCUGUGGUAACUAGAAACUACAACAGCCCGGCCAGUGAGAACUACAGGCCUCCUCUGGACCUGAGGAGCAUCAAAGAGUUUGGCUUCUCGGAUUACAUCAUCAACAAGAUGGAAGGUCCUAAUGCGAUCCUCAACUAUCUCUGUGCAAACUUCGCUUUGCAUCAGAUUCCCCUUGGGAACAAAAAAACUGAACUGAUGGCUGACAAAAUACCUCGACAGAUUCGAUCUUACUUCUCAGAUUCACAGCAUUACUUGGUGAGAUAUUCCAAGUACUCAGGAGAAAGGUCUUCACGCAUCGUGAACGUCAGAGACAGUUUUCUAUUGUCUGGCUCUACCAACACUGCCGCUAUUGCUGAAUACAGGAGAAGUAUCCAAAAAGAACAUCAAAAACUUGAGGGGCUUAUGAAAAAUAAAGACGCACUGAUGGCAAACAUAAGUAGUAUUGAACGAGUAACAAACGACUUGCGACAAAAGAAGCGAGAUUUGGACCAAGAGUUGCAGAAAUUGAAGGUCGGAAGAACCAGAUUGGGUAUGAGAAAGAGUGAGCUGCAAAAAGUCAUUCAGCAAGUGGAAAUUGAUCCUGAAGAAGAAAUAUCCAAAGCAAAAGCUGAAGCUAAUAAAUUUGUCAUCGCGUUGACUUCAGAGCCAAGAAAAAUCAUCAAGUAUUUAAAAAACACACAGAGCUGCUUCUCGAAAAAACUAACAAAUGUUCAAAAAAAGUCUCACUACCAAAGGAUUCUCGACGCGAAAAAGAGAGAUGCUGCAGAGGCUCGAAGUAAAGUGGAUAACGCUAAUAGGAUGCUGGAAAACGUCGAGCACGAGCUGAGAGAAGUAUCGCGAACUUGGGAGAGAGCAAAGGCCAAAGCACAAGAGAUGUCCGGGGGGAAGACUCCAACAGACGCGGCUCUCCGGAGGGAGUUUGCUGAUCUCCCGGAUGACCUGAAUGGCCUGGAGAGGGAGAUAUCUGAGGCGACGGCCCGAGUGAGGUGUAUGGGAGGGGGAAGAGAGUCGGUUUUGGAAGAGUACGAUAAGACAAAGAAAACCAUAGAAGAUCUAGAACGUCAGGUGGCUAACCCAGAGAAGCAGUUAGAGACUAUAAAAGAACGCAUGGAGAACAACCGGAACCAGUGGAUACCUCAGGUGCAACACCUGUUGGAGAGGAUCAACGCAAACUUCAGCUCUUUCUUCUGUCUGAUCAACUGCGUGGGAGAGGUCUCGCUGGAGGUUCCGGAGAACCAGGACGAAUACAGCAAGUACGGGAUCAGCAUACAGGUUCAGUUCCGAGAGUCCAGUCGUCUGCAGAAGCUCGGUCCGCACACUCAGAGCGGGGGAGAGAAGGCGGUGGCCACUGCCAUCUAUAUGUUGUCUCUGCAGGAACUCACCACCGUGCCUUUCAGAUGUGUGGACGAGAUCAAUCAGGGUAUGGAUGAGCACAAUGAGAGAGUGGUGUUCAAGCUGAUGGUGAACACUGUUGAGAAAGCUAACUCUGCUCAAUGCUUCCUGCUCACACCCAAGAUUUUGCCCAACUUGGAAUACUCUGACAACGUGAGAGUACUUUGUAUCUACUCUGGUCCGUGGUCCAUCAGUCGCCUGAGGUUCAAGAUGAACAAAUACAUUGAGAGGGUGGCAAGAUGCAGUGAGAACACACGACGAGAGUCUCUCAAGAGAAAACACUCUCAGUCAGACGACUCCGACUAACAUUCUGUGAUAAAACUUGUCCAUAUUGUAAGUAUUUAGGUAUCCAUGAAGUUUGGAAGAGGACGAGUAACGAGUGCUUGUCAAGGUUUCACAUUCCAUCCGGAUAAAUUUUAAAAUUAUCUCAAAAAUUGAAACACAAGCUGAUGUUUGAUAACAAUUUACUUAUGCCCUUACUAGUCGAUUCAAACUGUUUAUCGUGCAAUUUUGACAGUAAAUUUUGAAGAAGUAGGCUACAAAGACAAAGCAAACUUAAAUAUAAAAUUUAGAAAACAAAACCUUGGUAUAGCGUUUUUACACUAGAUAUUGUGAAGGAGUUAUUGGCACAAUAUUCACGGUUGAGAACUCUACUAGUAAUAAAUCAUCCACAGUUGUGUUUAUGUAGGAUAAGUAUCAUGGAUCCAGUGCUAAUGUGACAUUGAUAGGGCUUGUCAGUCCAAUGCCUAUAUGCGUGUGCCUUUCCAUGUAGACCUGUCACAGUACAGUAUUCACUGGAGAUUUGUGCAUUUAUUUAGCCCAAGUAAAGCUUGUGUUUGUAUUGUUUGAGUUUCAAUUCAAACAAAGUGUUUAACACCCUAUGCCUUGCCACCAAUAGUUAUACAGCUAAAGUAGGUAUGCAGAUUGAAUUUGAGAUUUGAAUUUAAAAAAUUGUCUUAGAACAAACUAGUGGCGGCUGGUCAGUUAAAAACCCCUAUUCGAAUGCUCUAAAAAGAAUCAAUAAUCUAGACCGGUUGGACAUGUUACUUGUUAUAAGCAAUGAUAAGACAAUCACAAAAGCAUCUAAUUGACACAUUUUAUUUUUUUUUUAUGUUUGUUAAAACAAAAACCCAAUCAAAUUGCUUUUUACUGAUAGUCAACACGAACACAUCAGUUCAUAAUGUUUCAUUUCACACAUGGACCUACUCUUUAACAUUAUCGUACUGUCUAAAAUUGCAGCAUUAAAUCUUAAAGGCAGCGUUGUGAUCGGUGUAUUUUUAGUUGAGCGUCAAAACUUUGUGGUUAAGAUCUAAACCCCUGCCUAUUAGCUUAACGUCCUAGCAUCUGCUAAUUCUCCAUUGUGGAAAUGAUCCUAAAUUUUGGAAGCACUAAAAAAAUAGGCUGUCGUAUUUAGUUGAACACUUAAAAUGUGCAUUUUGUUGCUAUAUUGUGAAUGGGUGAGUAGAGGUUUCAUUAACCAGCCGCCUCUGGAAUAAAGUAAGAACAUCGUUCAUUUUCCGUUAUUUUACUACUACUACUUUUUUAUUGCUAUUCCGUUUAUUCACUAUCAUAAUUUUUUCAUAAUCUGCAAGUUUGGUUGGUUAGGUUAGUUUAGAAUAGUUUCAUUUUAUAAUUGAUAUAUUCAUAGACUAGGCUAACUGUUAAAAAUUUUAGAAUUGCAAUAUAAAAGUAGUGGUAGUGAAUUAACGGAAAAGAACCAGAAUAACAAAGGAAUAAGUGAGAAAAUAGAAUUGUUGCUGCAAUAAUUACGCAAUGUUCGGACACAGUUUAAACCUGCAAGCCAAUUUAAGCUGUGUUUAAUGUGCCAUGGCAAGGCAACAUUGAAUAUAAGUUUUGGUUUAAGAUAAGUUACAUUAAUUGUUACUUUGUACCUAAAGAGAUGUAUUAAGUUUUAUUAUUUAACAUGUUCCUUAAAUACUAAGGCUUAAACAACGCAAAUAACAACAAUUAUUGUGUUUACUAGUUUACUGUAUGGUUGAUAAAAAGCUAUCCUUACGUUUUUGAUUUAAAUCAAGUCUUUUUUCUAAAUCCUUAAGCAAGUUCCUACCAUGCAACAAUUUCCCGAUGUUCUUUGUUAAGUGUACUUUACAUUUAGGUUAUUUAAUAGUACUUUGUUCUUUGUGUUUAUUUUAUACUUGUAUAACUAGGCCUAAUUUUAAAACUAUUGAUAACAUCAAGAUACAUUUUUGUUCGUCUUCAAUAACUAAUUUAUAAAAUUGUGAUAAAAUAUUUGGCAUUUAAUUAUUUAUUACCUAAGUUAUUACGGAAUGUAAGAGUAAUUGCAUUUUUACUUUGCUUUUUCUACAUUUUGUCGAGUCUACAGAAAAUAUUUUGUACGAUUAAAUAAUAGUCGAGUUGCUAGAAUUUUAAAACUUGAAUUGACUGUGUGUUAUUGUAUUUGGUAAAGUAGUGUUAUAAACUGUAUUUAUAAGUAAAAAUAGUACAACACCAUGUUUGUACAUUUGUACAGAUUUUUUAAUAAAUACACUAUUGUUCAA
Molecule: messenger RNA, 5443 nt
Organism: Macrosteles quadrilineatus (aster leafhopper)
Lineage: Eukaryota; Metazoa; Arthropoda; Insecta; Hemiptera; Cicadellidae
Product: structural maintenance of chromosomes protein 5-like
Exons: 20
Coding region: 57-3230 (1057 amino acids)
Biological process (GO): double-strand break repair via homologous recombination
Cellular component (GO): Smc5-Smc6 complex
Molecular function (GO): ATP hydrolysis activity; ATP binding
Source: RefSeq, a predicted model, not a curated record